UUCCAGUGGUUGGCCUUUCUCUCAUUCUGUGUGACCUGGCCCUCCAUGAGCCUGCUUAAUUUUGACCUCCAGGGAGCCACCACGAGCUCCACUUGCAGCAGCUGAUGAGGGAGCCUGCUGCUCGAGCUACUCUUGGGGAACCUCUGCUGGCCAAAGAACCACGUAGCAGCAGAAGCUUUGGAUUCCGAACAGCCUCACAAAGCCAACCGGAGCCUGUCAUGGAUCUUUUUGAACUGGACUUUUUCCGAGACUGGGAGCUUGAACAACCAUGCCAUUUGGAGUCAGAGCGCAGUGUCCUGAAAAGGAGAGAAUGGGAGAGGAGGACUCAGGAGGUGCAGCAGGAUGAAGAUUUGUUCUCGAGUGGAUUCAACCUGUUUGGGGAACCUUACAAAACUAAUAAAGGUGAUGCCUUGGCAAAUCGGGUCCAGAACACGCUUGGCUCCUAUGAAGAAAUGAAAGACCUGUUAACCAGCCAUUCAAAUCAGAGCCACUUAGUGGGCAUCCCCAAAGGCAGCAGCGCCAGCAGCAACAACAACACCAUGCAAACACCAACCACUUCAACAAGUGAGAGAGCCACAAUGGAGUCCCAGCUUUUCAAUGAAACCCUGAAUGGAAGCACAGGACAGGAGGGGGGAGGAGCGGAGGGAGGUGGAGAAAAAAGGAUUGCAAGUGCCUCCUUGGCAUCCUCAAAUUCCAUGCAACCUCCCGCAUCAACAACAACAACGGCUUCAAGUGUGCAGUCAGUGCCUCAUCAGAAUUCCAAAAAAUCUAGGAGCUCCAUGGACUGGGCAAAAGGAGGGCAUGCACAAAGCACACCGGGAACAGGCCUCCAUCUGGGGUUGGGGCAAGGCCAAGGUCAGGCUGUGGGAGCUGCACAUGGAAGGGGGAAAGUGUCCAUGUUUGAAGACCAGGAACUCCAAAGACAUGAUGAGCUUUUCAGCUCACUGAAAGAUGAAUUAGGUCUAAAAAAAGAUUUGAGCCCUUCUUCGUCAUCUUCAUCCUCUUCUUCCUCCACCUCUUCUGGGAGACGGCAUUCUUCACACCCCACUAAAACUAUUCCUUUGCCAGAGACUGGUGGAAAUUAUCGAUCUUCUACAAUGGAAGCUGGUCACUGCAAAUCAUCUUGCUCCCCAUUAGAAACUGAACCCAGCUCUCACCUCUCUAUGUCCUCCUCCCCGCUGGCUUCCACAUCACUUUUGUCAACACCUGUACCUGGUCUAACCACUCCCACAUCUACAUUCCCACUUGGCGGCCUAUCUGGGAAGUCGAUUGCAGUGCAGCAGAAACCAACAGCUUAUGUUCGCCCAAUGGAUGGUCAAGACCAGGCACCUAUCGACUCUCCUCAAUUAAAACCACUUCUUGUGGCCCCAGAGGGAUUCAACUGUGGCCAAACGUAUGGAGGAAACUCUGGGAAUAUGAAGAACAAACUGCCCAAACUGAGUCUGAGCCACACUGCAGAGGUCAGUCUUCCAAAUGACUCCAGCUGUGUGGAAGAGAUUUUACGGGAAAUGACUCACUCCUGGCCACCCCCUCUUACAGCCAUUCACACUCCCGGAAAAGCAGAUCAAACCAAGUUUCCCAUCCCAAGCAAGGAGUCGCAGCAUGUGACCUCAAGCUACAACACCCAGAAGAGAUGUACAGUAUCAGCAAGCAAGCCAGCUGUGAAGCCACCAACUGCACCACAAAAAUCAAUGCUGGAGGAUGAUCUGAAGAUCAGCAGUGAUGAGGAAGAAGCUGAGCAACAGGUAUCCGACAAGCCAAAAGCCAGAGCGUCAGCCCCGAGUGGCGCAUCGGGGAGCAGCAGUGAGUCGGAGAGCAGCUCCGAGUCGGACACAGACGAAUCUGAGAGCAGCUCCAGUGACAGCGAGUAUAACCAGGCCACCCGAACCAACUCCCCUGAGCCUGAGCCAUCCUCAACGAACAAGUGGCAGCUGGACAGCUGGUUAAACAAGGUCCAAGCUCAAACUAAACCCCUGGUGGCUCCCCAGAAAGAUCAUCAUGGAGCAGGUUCUGUCACCCGAAGUCAGGAAACAUUCCCACAGCGCAGCGAGGCAGCAGGAGUUGGUGCCGCAGCCAAGACUAAACCCCUCGGGUCCAGUGGCGCUGCUCUUCCCGCAGUGCCAGCAGUGGAGCACAAAGAUGCCAGGGGAACAUUCUGCCCUGGCAGAGAGAAGACGAAGGCCAAACUCAGCCAGAAGGCAUCGGGGGAAGGACAGAGGUCAAAGAUUAGGCUGUCACCAGGACUGAUGUCUGGACAAGAGGUCAGCACACCGAGGAGGACCACUACAGGAAAGAAACAGCCCAGACGGACAGAAAGGUCGAACAGUGUGGAGGAUAAUCAGAGUCAGACAUGGAACAGAUCAAACCAACAAAGCAGCCCUGCAGUGAGGGAAAAAGAGAUUUACCCUGCUUCCUCCCUGGAGCAUCAGAACACUUCCAGGGUGCGAACCAAGACCCCCAAUGGGAAAACCGCUCCCAGGAAAGAACCUCGCAGUUCUGCCAUCUCUAACAACAUAGUUGUACAACCUGUAGCACUACAGCAAACCACUGUGCCAGUACCUACUGUCAGUUUAAAUCAGGACAAGAGAAAGCACAGAGGCCCAAGUAGCAAAAUCACACCCAAGUCCAGAGAGUUUGUUGAAACAGAUUCUUCAUCCUCCUCUUCGGAAUGCCAGUCGGAUUCAGAGCAAGCCAUGAAAAUCCCUGCUUUGCCGCUUCAGUCAACACGUACCGCAAUUAACACGCAGUCUCAGUCCAACUCGUACACACCGCCUCUUCCCUGUUUUGGCUCGGCCAGCAGUGUGGGAAAUCAGGGAGUCUUCGGGGGGAAGGGACUAUGUGUCCGAGAUGGUAGCAAUGUGACUACCAAUAUCAAUAGUAGCACUAGUAGCAUCAGCAGUAGUGGUAUUGGAAGUAAUAGUAGCUGUAACACGCUAAGCAUUAUCAACAUAAGUGGUUCUUUUGGUACUUCUGUUCCUGACCCAGGAGGGUUAGGUGAACCAUGCAAGAACCUAGAGUCUAUGUCACCACACUUCAGCAUGGGACAAGAUUUGCCUCUUUCCCCUCUAACAGAAUACCUUGAGAUUCAGAGUCUAUGGGUGAAAAUUGACCUGAGCUUGAUCAACAGGGUGCCAGGACAGGGUUUUGGUCAAAUAUCUAGGGUGGGUGUAAUAGAACGCGAAAGGGUCAUGGUAUCAGACAGAGAGAGACAAAAACAGGCUGACAGAGAGUGGCAAGGGCUCAGGGAAAGAACAAAGUUACCUAAAGGGGAACAGCAGAAUGAAGAAAAUGAAUCAUUAGUGCAGGAUACAGAGAGGCUAUGUAAUGGCAACAGAUCAACAGAGAGGGAUAGGCAGAUGGACAGAGAGGACAGAGAAAGGUUCAAUUUAGGAGAAAGAGACAAGGUGGCAGAGAGAAGAGAGAAGGCAUGUCAGGGGCUCAGGGUCCCAGACAAUCCCCCUGUGCAGGAGAAGAGUAUUCCAAGGCUGCCCGGCAGGACGGAGAGAGGAGAGAGUGAAGGAAAACACAGGAGGCAAGCGAGUGGCAGCAUGGUAGCACCGACAGAAAGGCACACCAGCAAGAGCAAGAGAAAACACAAGUUGGACCACAUGGAGCCCUCCUGCAACAGCAAUAAAAAGCUACAAUUGGACAAAGACUGUUUGCUCCUUCCACCUUGUAUUUCUCCGAUACACAACCACAAGAACAAUUCAAUGGAAUCUCUAAACCGGAAACAGUCCCGGCGGCAAGAUGAGAAGCUCCUUCCUCCACUACUGUCCCCCCUUUCUGAGGAGCCCCCGCAUAAACGUACCUGUGAGAGCAGUUCAUCUCUCGGCCAGGAUGGCGCCUCAACUUCAGUGGUGCCUUGCUCCAUCUCCUCCUCCACACACAGACACAAAAGAGCAGAAAGCAGAGCAUUAUCACAUGCCAGAAAUGUUGCUACAAGUCUAACGGAUCAUCACAACAAGAAGCCUUGUGGAGACAGUUUCCAUGCCAACGGACAGUCCGACUCAGACGCUUGGUCAGAACCACUGACAGAACCAGCAGAACCUCCAAGACCAAGACUGUCGUUUAGCGAAACGGUUCACAGUGCAGACUACUAUAUGCAGGAGGCCAAAAGGCUAAAGCACAAGGCUGAUGCUUUGAUGGACAAAUUUGGUAAAGCAGUGAACUACGCAGACGGUGCCCUCUCAUUCAUUGAGUGUGGAAAUGCUAUGGAGCGUGAUCCUCUUGAGGCCAAAUCUCCAUACACAAUGUACUCGGAAACUGUCGAGCUAAUCAGGUAUGCCAUGAGGUUGAAGAACUUCACCAGCCACUCAGCCACCAUAGCCGAGAAGAAACUUGCUGUGUUAUGUAACCGCUGUCUGUCUCUGCUGUAUCUGAGGAUGUUCCAUUUGAAGAAAGACCAUGCUGUCAAAUACUCACGUUCGCUGAUGGAGUAUUUCAAGAAUUCUGCCAAGAGCUCCCACCAUGCGCCCUCUCCCUGGAGGACAAAUGGAAAGAUCAACGGGACCCCGUCUCCACUCUCUCUCAGUCUGUCGCCAGCCAGCGGCGGCGUUGGAGGCGGAACCUCAGGAGUUGCGCCAAAUUCAUCAGGCACCGUAGCUAUUCCACAACGAAUCCACCACAUGGCGGCUAGUCACGUCAACAUCACUAACAACAUCCUACGCAGCUAUGAACACUGGGAAACAGCUGACAGAUUGGCCUCUGGUAGUCAAGAGUUCUACCGCGAGUUGGACUCUGUUAUGGAGCCGUUGAGCCAGCAGAGCGGCAUGACUGAACUGGUCCGUUACAUCAGACAGGGUCUGCACUGGCUCCGCAUUGAGGCUCACCUGCUGUAGGCGAUGAACCAGAGACAGCUAUUUAAAAAAAAAAAAAAAACGACAGAAAAAUCAUCAAAUGGGCCUGGGAGCUAGAACUGGGAUCAGUCCGAUGACACACACAAUGACGCUUAGUCCCCGCUGGGGUCCUUCAAAUGACUCAACACGCAGUCAUAAAGUAAUGGCAUUGACUAGGUGGAUUAAUUGAGCAAAAAUCAAUCAGCACUUAGGAAUGAACACUAACUACAUCAUUUGAAUGUGACUCACCAAGCACUGAUUAGCAUAAUGAAAUUGAUGUGCCUCUUCGGAGAGACAACAAUUAUACUCUGAUUUGUGCAGUUUAAAUUCCUCCCUGAAUAGGAAUAUAAGUUAGAUGUAUUUUUAACAAGAUUGGAUCAUUUUCAAAAGGAAAUGUUCUACAUUAGCUGGUUGCGAUUAAAGUGGAUGACGCUUGCAAGGAAGCUCCAAAAAGGUUCCAAGAAACAUGUCUGAUAUUGAUCCAGUUUCUAAAGUAGUUGUUCAGUGCAACAAUUAAGUAAGAGGCAAGCAUCAUUUAUACACUGGACAUCUGAAAAUUAACAUCUGACACAUUCAAGGAUUCAGUUUUAAGUGCUAAAUUCUCCUGUGGUCAUUUAUUGUAAAGUCAUUUGAUGUUUCGCUGUGUGACUGUCAUUUUUAUUUCAAAAUAAACAAAUAAGGUUGCAUUUUCAGCAACUGGCCUUUAAUAUAAGCCUUUUUUUGGCACUUUAUACUGUAUUUGCGGUUGACAGUGGUUUAUAAAGGUUUGCUACUGUCUUGUAGGCCCUAGAUUGCUUAAUUCCAAGUCAUUUAUUUUUUAUUUGUGUGGAAACUGCCUUUGCACUAAUUCCUAAAUACAAUCAUUUGCUGACAUUGUCUUUUUAAAAGGAUUUUUUAUUACUAUGCUUCAUUAUUCAUGAAGAAAGUUUGGAAUUCUGUAAGGCUCAGGUGUCAAACUCAAAACCAGAGGGCCAGAUUCGACCUGUUACAUCAUUUUGUGUGGCCCGUAAAAGCAAAUCAUGUGUAUCAACUUCAUGUUUUGUGGCCAAAUUCCAAAAUCAGGAUACCAAUGGAUUUUAUGAAGUCAAAUUUUAAAGAUAUUUUAAGACCAGUAAUCAUAGAGGUCAUUGCCAAUUUUAGGGCAAAUUUCUGGGAUAAUCCCACAGUAUUAAAAAAAAUAUAUAUCAGAAAGAUAUUCCUGACUUUGAACGAAUUUAAGACCUCACGGGAACCCUGAAGACUGUAAUUUGAUAUUAAAAAUGUUGAAAUAAGAGCUAUAAUACAAGUAAUUUUGGUUUUCAGACUUAUUUGAAAAUUAUUUGAAAAUAUAAUAUUUUUCCCGUAUGUAAUGAUAUGAGGUGAUCAAACAUUAAUACAAAUUCUUAGUCAUGAUGGCCCUCCAAGGCAAACCAUAACUUUGAUGUGACAAAUGUGAAAUAGCCUGACAAAAUAUGAGUUUGACACCUCUGCUGUAAGGUUUGAAAAUGAAAACAUUUGUUGUUGUAUUGCCAAAUAUUCAAGCUAACUAGUGAAGAUAAUCUGAAUUUGACACGGUGACUUUUCUGUCAUUGUUUAAAGUGAAAUCUUUCACCAAAGAAGUCUGCGAAUUUUAGCUACACACAAAAUGAGGCAUUUCGGUAUUUCUUGAGUUUUAUUAAUCUAUGCCUUACUAGUUCAUUUUUAGGUAAGUUGGCUCAGUUCUGGCUCCCACGGUAACCCACCAAUCUGGCAAACUGUCCAAAGUGGAGUAUAAAAUACAAGAUUCCCCACCAACAGACUGUGCACCAAUGGCAACUUUGCACAAAUUUGAUUCCGAUCAAAUCACCACUGGACAUUUUGAUCGUUUGUUGUGUUGUCGUUUGCAUACGUGUACAGCUGAUUGUGUCAAGUCUUUGAAAAACGACUGGACAACAGUAAUGUUUGUGCUCCACAAUAUAGAGACUGUGACUUCUACAAACAGUGAUGUUGUUGUUAUUGUUGUUGUGGUUGUUUGUGUCAGUUCAAAGUGACCGGACAAUUGAAUGAUGUAAAACAAGAUACCUAAUGAACAUCUACAGUAUAUUCUGUAACGUGUGCGUGUUUGUACGAGUGAGGAAAAAAGAGAAAUGUGUGUGAUUGUUUAUGGUCGCACAUAGCAAAAAAUCCGUCAUUCUUUUACGGCACAUGAAAACUCCAUGCUUCCUUCUGUGCUGUUCUUUUGAUUUGGGUUUAAUCAUAUUUAUUUUUAUGUUGUCAUGUGGUCUGUGUAAAUCCAGCUCAUCGAGAGUGAGUGUUUCGGUUGUCAAUCAUGUAACCACUGUUGAAUGUGUAUGGAAGACCAUGCGGAUGUGGAAAGAACAUUUGACAAAAAAAUGGAAAAAAGAAAAAAAAAACUUAAGUGCCUCUAUUCGUGUCCAGUGGGAAUUACUCUAUUUAUUUAAGAAAAAAAUACUGAAUCUAAGUGACUUUCCAUACCAUAUUGGUACAAAUAUGAGAUUGUUUUUUGUAAAAUCAAAUGUUUCCAUAAGCUUUUUACUAGCAUUUACUGUAUGAUGACAUUGGAGUUUGGCUUUAAGGAAAAUGUCUGAUUCGAAGUGUCAAGUUUCCAUUGUUUUGUUUUGUUUUUUUUUUCCUUGAUGUUUUUAAGGUUUGUCCGAAAUGCCUGAUAUGAAAAACGUUGCAUGCAAUAAAUGGUAGCGUCAGACCAACAACUUGUGUCAUGAUACUUGCAGUAACAAUAGCAACUACAAAAUGAAAAAUGGUUCAUUUCCUGUAGAUUUUCAGUCACUUCCUACAAAAAAAAAAUGGAUGACUAUUAUCUUCAAAAAUAAUAUAAUA
Molecule: messenger RNA, 7652 nt
Organism: Corythoichthys intestinalis (scribbled pipefish)
Lineage: Eukaryota; Metazoa; Chordata; Actinopteri; Syngnathiformes; Syngnathidae
Gene: aff2
Product: AF4/FMR2 family, member 2
Exons: 27
Coding region: 105-4838 (1577 amino acids)
Biological process (GO): regulation of RNA splicing
Cellular component (GO): nuclear speck; nucleus
Molecular function (GO): G-quadruplex RNA binding
Source: RefSeq, a predicted model, not a curated record